UUGAAACAGGUGUUUAUCCACCUCUGCCGGUUUAAAGCCUGAAAAAUGUGUGUGAAUAUUUACAGUCUUAUCCUUGGCUCCAUCGAGAACAUUUAGCCUGCACAAACUUGCACGGAAAACAAUAAUGGAAGCAUGUGGAAGUUUAUCACAUCUGGUAGAAACAUCACCUUGUUGUCUGCUUAGUGUAAGAGUGAUCAGAGCAAAGAAUCUCCGGCGAGCAGAUACCCCAAGCCAUACUGAUUGCUAUUUGACCCUAUGGCUGCCAACGGCUUCUUCUGAAAGGUUGCAGACAAAGACUGUUCAAAAUUCUAAAGACCCAGUCUGGAACGAAACUUUCCAUUUCAUGGUCCAGAGCAAAGUGAAGAACAUGCUGGAGCUGAGUGUCUUCGAUGAGGAUGUCUGCCAAGACGAACAACUUUUCACUAUUCGCUUUGAUAUAGCUGGACUCCCACUAAAUGAAAAAGUGCUCUUGUCCUUUAAGUCCAAUCCAAAGGAUCAGGAGGAGCUGGAGGUGGAAUUUGAGUUACGAAACAGUUUGAGUGUUCCUGAAACCAUUGUUACGAAUGGAACUCUUGUGGCUCGUGAAGUUUGUUGUUUGGAAUUUGAAGUAGAGAAGAAAAAAAGACAGAAAUCAAAAGGUGAACUAUCCCUUAUGAUGAAAGGUUCCCAUGAAGGACACCAGGAGCUUAGUUCAGGCCAGUCCUCAUUCCACUAUGCCAAAUAUAAGCACCCGACAAUGGAUGUUAAACUACCGAAGAAGGAUCUAGAUUAUGCCUUUGGGCCAAGCUCUUAUAACAGGAAAGAAAGAUCCCUCAGAGUGGAUAUAAAUUCACUUCCUACCAGCAAGAAAAUAGUGCUCGCAGAGAAUAAAAAAAUAGCAUUGCAUGUGAAAACAGAAGUCUGCCAGACUGACCUAGAUGUGCGCUUGGGAUAUGGCCUUUGUACACAGGAGCAAGAUUUCUUGUGCAAAAGGCAGAAGAUUGUUGCUGGGGCGUUGAAAAAUGUUCUCAAACUAGAAAAGGAUCUGCAGGAUCAUGAGGUUCCAGUAGUUGCAAUUAUGACGACAGGGGGCAGUACAAGAUCACUGACUGCGUUCUAUGGAAGCCUACGAGGUCUUCAGAAGUUAAAUCUCUUAGAUUGUGCUACAUACUUAACCGGUUUGUCUGGCACAACAUGGACCAUGGGGAACUUGUACAGAGAUGCUUGUUGGUCCAAAAAAGAUUUGGAUGAGCAAAUCAAUGAGGUGAAAAGACAUGUGACCAAGUGCAAGCUGGAUGGCUUUUCCAUAGAGCGUUUGAAAUAUUACAACAGGCAGCUGCGUGAGCGGAAAGAAGAGGGACAAAAGACAUCCUGUAUAGACCUAUGGGGGCUCCUUAUUGAAUAUUUGUUACAUGAUGGGAAAGACAACCAUAAACUGUCUGAUCAGCAGCAAGCAAUUAAUGAGGGCCAGAAUCCUUUACCAAUCUACACUGCAAUCAAUGUGAAAGAGAAGUACAGCACUAUGGAUUUCAAUGAAUGGGCUGAGUUCACACCCUAUGAAGUGGGGAUACUAAAAUAUGGAGCAUUUGUCCGUGCUGAAGAUUUUGGAAGUGAAUUCUUUAUGGGGCGUCUGAUGAAGAGGAUUCCAGAGACUCGGAUCUGUUACCUACAAGGCAUGUGGAGUAGUAUAUUUUCCCUGAAUUUGCUGUAUUUCUGGAAUGAUUCUCAAAGCCCAGAGGACUUCUGGCACAAGUGGACACAAGACCAAAUAGCUGACAUUGAUACAGAGCCUCAUCUACCCACUCGACCACAUGAUCAAAAGACGCAUCUGUACACCCCUGCUGGACCGCUAUCCAGUGCCUUUAGAGACGUACUUACUAAUCGCCUAUCAGUUGCCCAGUACCACAAUUUUCUCAGAGGUCUCCAACUGGACAAUGGCUACCUUGAGAAUGACAGUUUCCGUAGAUGGAAAGGUACUAUACUCGAUGCUUCUUCACCCAAUCAGCUGACUCAAACAGAAGAGUACUUGUCACUAGUAGAUACUGGAUUCUUCAUCAAUACAAGCGUUGCACCUAUACUGAGAAAAGAGCGGAAGGCAGACAUUAUCAUACAUCUAAAUUACAGUGCAGGAUCACAGAAGUUGCCCCUGGAACAGUCAUGCAAGUACUGUGCAGAACAAGGAAUCCCAUUUCCCAAAGCUGUGAUACAUGAAGAUGACAAACACUUGAAGGAAUGCUAUUUGUUUGACAAUGCAGAGAAUCCAGAAGCACCAGUAUUAGUAUUUUUUCCACAAGUGAAUGAUAGCUUUCGUUACUACAAAGCACCCGGUGUUAAACGCUCUCCAUCAGAAAUGAAAGAAGGCAAAGUCGAUGUCUCCAGUAACUGCACCCCUUACUCUACUUACUCCCUGACAUUCACUGACGAAGAGUACGAUCAACUAGUGAAACUGAGUGAAUACAAUAUUCUGAAUAACCAACGUAUGAUCCUGGAAGCUUUGCAUAUGGCAGUGGAACAGAGAAAAAAACUGAAUAAAUGCACAAAAUGAGAUGCUGGAAUAUGGACCCAAGCUCUCUGAGCACUCGUAAAUCUCACUGAACUUUGGUUUGGACCAAGGGGCCCUAUGGGAUAAGCCAAGCAAUUCAGGAUGUCAACAAAAGUUAUCUUUUCCCAAGACUGCUUGUGCUUUUUUCAGUGACUGAGAUUCUAAAUCAGCAUGUCACUUAUUUGAAAACUCAGCAUCAGCUGUGCUGAUUCUCCCAAGUUGGUUGCUGUGAAUCUAUCUGUACUUAGCAGGAUUAAGGAUUAUUGUGUUCGUAUCCUGUCGAUGUCCUUCCCAUAGACAUCUGGUUAGCCAAGAUGAGAACAGGAUGGCAGACUUGGAUGGACUUUGGCUCUGAUCCAGCAGGGCUACUAUUAUGUUCUUAUCUCAGGAACAAACCAAUUGUCAUGCAAAACUUAUAAUAUAGCUCCAGAUCCCUUAUGUAACAGGUAUCAUCUCUUACAUUUCAUUUCUGGGUUUGCUGUUACUAUUGGACGGGGGAGGUGCUGACAUUUGAAAGCAACCUUCAGUGAUCUCCCAGCACAUCCUUGUGUGUGUUUACUCCAGCGUAGGAGCUUAUCCACACUUCCACUUCUGCCAUACCAAGAAAGCAGACUGGGACUGCCUGUGUGCAUGCUGUGACUCUCAGCUUCUAAUCCUGUCCUGGAGGGCCCUCCUUCUCCUGAGGUCCCUUGAUGACUCAAGUCUCCUGUUUCUAGCAGCUCCCAGCUCAUCCCUUCUGCUGACUGCUCCUCAGUGUCCCACCACCAGGCUCGAGACUCUAAGGUAUCAUCUUCGGAGCCCUCCUAGGGGGCUUUUGGGAGGCAGACUCCCACCACUCCUCCUCAUCCAGCCUGUCCUUGACAACUGCUGUAGAUGUGGAGUUUACUUAACCUGCCUAUUCUGAGAUAGUCCAAUAACAAAAGGAAUUGGGUGCCAAUGUGGGGCUGCAGCUGCUUUGUAGGAGGCUUUUAAGUUGCAGAUUCAGACUGUGCCACAUGAAAAGCAGUGUUUUGCAUGGGAAUGCACAGUGCUUGGCACCAUUAGAGUUGCCACCUGGCCUGUAUAAUACAGGAUUUUUCCUGUAUUUCAAUGUAAAAUGCUGUGUCCUGCAUUGAUAGAGUUUUGUCCUAUAUUUCAGGUCUUCUCUCUCUCUCUCUCUCUCUCUCUCUCUCUCUCUCUCUCUCUCUCUCUGUGUGUGUGUGUGUGUGUGGUGUGUGUGUGUGUGUGUGUCUCCCUCUCUGUUUCUGUCUCUCUCUGCCAAGUUAGGGAUCGUCUCCAAAUGCAUGUGUUUGAAUGGGUGUGGGAAAGGACAUGCAUUUAACCUCUGGGUAGCCAAGCACAGACAGAUUUACAAAUUUGUGUGUGUGUGCAUGUGCGUGCAUACAUGUGUGCGUUUGUGUUAAAUUCCAGAGGGGUCAUCCACUUAGGCUGCAAUAGAUUGUAAUGGAUUGCUUUUGAAUCACUUCAGCA
Podarcis raffonei (Aeolian wall lizard) is the source of this 3991-nucleotide messenger RNA. RefSeq names its product cytosolic phospholipase A2 epsilon-like. The record is from RefSeq and is a predicted model, not a curated record. Gene Ontology annotation, molecular function: calcium ion binding; calcium-dependent phospholipid binding. The transcript has 20 exons. The coding region runs from base 125 to 2524 and encodes 799 amino acids. NCBI's taxonomy places the organism in Eukaryota, Metazoa, Chordata, Lepidosauria, Squamata, Lacertidae. Gene Ontology annotation, biological process: glycerophospholipid catabolic process. Gene Ontology annotation, cellular component: cytosol.